Molecule: messenger RNA, 969 nt
Organism: Ictalurus furcatus (blue catfish)
Lineage: Eukaryota; Metazoa; Chordata; Actinopteri; Siluriformes; Ictaluridae
Product: guanylate-binding protein 1-like
Exons: 6
Coding region: 163-969 (268 amino acids)
Molecular function (GO): GTP binding; GTPase activity
Source: RefSeq, a predicted model, not a curated record
UAAUCCGUCCCGUUGUGUACAUUUCGGAGUACAUUAGCGAGACCGAUAAACUCCGAAAGUUAUCUGUAAGGUUUUAGCAUCCAGGUAUGACAAAUCCGACCUUCCAAAGGUUUUUCUCCUAUUUAACGUACCAAUUAUGGACUAUUCACAACUUCAAUACACAUGCAGUUUCACUAUGAGGGGAAUUUUAUGACCAUAUUUAGGACUCGAUCGUUUGCACAGAGCACACUCAUUUGUUCUUUCACUUUCGAACAGGAAAAAGACACUGAGUCAAAACCAUACAACGGAUCUCUCUGGGAGGACAACAGCCAAGAGCUGGAGAGAACCAUGUGCAGCCCAAUGCCAGAGCCUAUUUGUUUGGUGGAAAAUGUGAACGGUUCACUGCGUGUGAGUGAUGGAGCCAUUGAGUACCUGUACAGGAUUAACCAGCCGGUGGUGGUGGUGUCUGUGGUGGGACUCUAUCGCACAGGAAAGUCUUACCUCAUGAACCGUCUGGCAGGAAAACAAGCUGGCUUUGCUCUGGGCAGCACCAUUGAGUCGAAGACUAAAGGUAUUUGGAUGUGGUGUGUGCCACACCCCUAUAACACAGGACACACUCUGGUGCUGCUGGACACUGAGGGACUGGGGGAUGUUGACAAGGGAGACUCUAAAAAUGAUGCUUGGAUCUUCUGUCUAGCUGUUCUUCUCAGCAGCACUCUGGUCUACAACAGCCGUGGGACCAUCGACAACACAGCAGUGGAACAACUACACUAUGUCACUGAGCUUGCAGAGCAGAUUAAGAUCAAAUCACCUGCAUCCCGAGCAGCUGAGGAGAAGGAGGAAGAAGACGCUCAGUUUGUUCAGUUUUUUCCUAACUUUAUCUGGACCGUGCGUGAUUUUUCACUGGAGCUGGUGAUUGACGAAAAGGGUCAAGUGACCGAAAAGGAGUACCUGGAUUUUGCCCUGCAGCUGAAGAAAGUUCUUGGAUGA